UAUUUAUUAAACUACUAUAAGCGAUUCCCUCUCUGCUCUCCUGUGCGACGGAUUCGGAUGCUCUUGUUCAUGUAAACGCAUAACACAGAGUUGUAUCUGUUUGAGAAUGAGAACGAAAUAAACGCACUCGGAACCCAGGACUGGCAUGGAGACAGGUACCAUGAAGUUGACGGUAGCCGUGCUGUACGCAGUGCUCUCCGUUGCUGUUGCUACAAUUGAAGCCCCUGGGGAGUUUGUGUCCCUGGCCGAGAUGGAGGACGCACUGCUGAGGAACCUGUUUCGGGGGUACCAGAAGUGGGUCCGGCCCGUGCUGCACGCCAACGAUACCAUCACCGUCCGCUUCGGGCUCAAGAUCUCCCAACUGGUGGACGUGGAUGAGAAGAAUCAGCUGAUGACCACCAAUGUCUGGCUUUGGCAGGAGUGGAUUGAUUAUAAACUGCGCUGGAACCCUGAGGACUAUGGAGGAAUCACGUCCAUAAGAGUCCCCUCUGAGACCAUCUGGCUGCCAGACAUUGUGUUGUACGAGAAUGCAGACGGGCGGUUCGAGGGCUCCCUGAUGACCAAGGCCAUCGUCAAGUCCAACGGCACCAUCAUGUGGACGCCCCCGGCCAGCUACAAGUCCUCGUGCACCAUGGACGUCACCUUCUUCCCCUUCGACCGGCAGAACUGCUCAAUGAAGUUUGGCUCCUGGACCUAUGACGGCAACAUGGUGGACCUGGUGCUGGUGGACGACUACGUGGACCGCAAGGACUUCUUCGACAACGGCGAGUGGGAGAUCCUAAAUGCCACAGGCAUGAAGGGCAGCCGGCGGGACGGGCUCUACUCCUACCCUUUCGUCACCUACUCCUUCAUCCUGAAGCGCCUGCCGCUCUUCUACACCCUCUUCCUCAUCAUCCCCUGCCUGGGCCUCUCCUUCCUCACCGUGCUGGUCUUCUACCUGCCCUCCGACGAGGGCGAGAAGCUCUCCCUCUCCACCUCCGUCCUGGUGUCGCUCACCGUCUUCCUGCUGGUCAUCGAGGAGAUCAUCCCCUCCUCCUCCAAGGUCAUCCCGCUUAUCGGCGAGUACCUGCUCUUCAUCAUGAUCUUCGUCACCUUCUCCAUCAUCGUCACCGUCUUCGUCAUCAACGUGCACCACCGCUCGUCCGCCACCUACCACCCCAUGGCGCCCUGGGUGAAGAGCCUCUUCCUGCAGAGGCUGCCGAAGCUCCUGUGCAUGCGCGGCCACACCGACCGCUACCGCUACGCGGACAUCGAGCUGCGCAGCCCCGAGCUCAAGACGCAGGGCAGGAGGCAGCAGCAGCAGAGGCUGCCGGCGGACAAGGAGGAAGAGAACCUGGCCUGGAUGGCCAUGCUGGAGAAGGCCACCAACUCGGUGCGCUACAUUUCCCGGCACAUCAGGAAGGAGCACUUCAUCAGGGAGGUGGUCCAGGACUGGAAGUUUGUGGCCCAGGUGCUGGACCGGAUCUUCCUGUGGGCCUUCCUCACCGUGUCCAUACUGGGCACCAUCCUCAUCUUCACACCUGCACUACAGAUGUAUCUGAGCACUCCUCCCUAAGUCCCACCCACUACCACACCCCCUUUCUCGUGACCCCACC
Megalops cyprinoides (Indo-Pacific tarpon) is the source of this 1595-nucleotide messenger RNA. It is a transcript of the gene chrnb3a, whose product is annotated as cholinergic receptor nicotinic beta 3 subunit a. Gene Ontology annotation, molecular function: acetylcholine-gated monoatomic cation-selective channel activity; transmembrane signaling receptor activity. Gene Ontology annotation, biological process: signal transduction; monoatomic ion transmembrane transport; chemical synaptic transmission. Gene Ontology annotation, cellular component: postsynaptic membrane; synapse; neuron projection. The record is from RefSeq and is a predicted model, not a curated record. NCBI's taxonomy places the organism in Eukaryota, Metazoa, Chordata, Actinopteri, Elopiformes, Megalopidae. The coding region runs from base 146 to 1555 and encodes 469 amino acids. The transcript is spliced from 6 exons.